This is a messenger RNA of Echinops telfairi (small Madagascar hedgehog), 1254 nucleotides long. RefSeq names its product stromal cell derived factor 2 (gene SDF2). Lineage: Eukaryota; Metazoa; Chordata; Mammalia; Afrosoricida; Tenrecidae. The coding region runs from base 243 to 878 and encodes 211 amino acids. The record is from RefSeq and is a predicted model, not a curated record. The transcript has 3 exons.
GAGGCGCACGCUGGCCGCAGCGGUUUAGGAAGACAGCUGGCACCGAGUUCCGAGAGCGGAGCGAGGGCAUCGGAAGCAACGCAGCCCAACCGGCUCCUCAGGCCACGCUAGCCAAAGGAACCAGAAAGCCCCGAGCUCGGGCCCCCUUCGUCCCUCCCCGCCGUCUUUCCGCUGGGAGCUUCCGGUUCCGGUUCCGGGAGGGGGAAACGGGCUCUUAGCUAGGACUCCGGGAUCCAGCCGGGAUGGCUCUUGUACAGCUACUGCUGUUGGGGGGCUUGUGGGGAGCUGUGGGGGCGUCCGAUCUGGCAGUGGUUACAUGCGGUUCAGUGGUGAAGCUGCUCAAUACGCGCCACAACGUCCGGCUGCACUCACAUGAUGUGCGCUAUGGGUCAGGUAGUGGGCAGCAGUCAGUGACAGGUGUAACCUCUGUGGAUGACAGCAACAGUUACUGGAGGAUCCGGGGGAAGACCGCCACAGUGUGUGAAAGAGGAACCCCUGUCAAAUGUGGUCAGCCAAUUCGGCUGACACAUGUCAACACUGGCAGAAAUCUCCACAGUCACCACUUUACCUCCCCGCUUUCUGGGAACCAGGAAGUCAGUGCUUUUGGUGAAGAAGGUGAAGGCGAUUAUCUGGAUGACUGGACAGUGCUCUGUAAUGGACCCUACUGGAUAAGAGAUGGUGAAGUGCGGUUCAAACACUCUUCCACUGAGGUACUGCUGUCUGUUACAGGAGAACAAUAUGGUCGCCCCAUCAGUGGGCAAAAAGAGGUGCAUGGCAUGGCCCAGCCCAGCCAGAACAACUACUGGAAAACCAUGGAAGGCAUAUUCAUGAAACCGAGUGAAUUGCUGAAGACAGAAGCACAUCAUGCAGAGCUAUGAAUCUAAAGGCACUGGUCCACCCUCACCACACAGUAUUCAUGGAUGGCUGUUGCUGCUGCAUGCUGGGAACCUUGCCACAGGCUCCCUGUGCUGUGGUCACUGACGUCACCACCAAGAGGAAGAUGCAUGAUGGGAGACUGGCGUAUUGGGAAUCUUUACCCUUCACACUUAAAUUGGCUGCUCUACCGUACUUGAGCCAGUUCUGAGUACAGGUGACAGGGAGAUGCUUUUUAUUCAUACUGACAAGACAAACUGAGGGAGAUAGCCCUCCUACCUGGGAAUUUUUACUCCCCAGGAGCUUGGCAUGAUGGAUUGUUUAAUGUGUGUGACUUUUCCUAUAUUUCCUUUCUCCAAAAUAAAACUUAAAAGGAUUUCA